UCAAAGUGUGGGCACGUUUUUAUCGAAAAGUUAAGGCAUGCGGUGACUUCGUUAUCUAUUUGUUAAUUUUAUUUAAUUCCCUUGAUAUCUGCAACUAUUUGCGUUUCAACAGUUAUCGUAUAAUUUUUAUAUUUACGUUUUAAAUAUUACAUAAUGGAUCCACGCACCUGUGAUGUUGAGGGCCAACUUGUUGGUAUUGGCAACCCUUUGUUGGACAUCUCCGCUAAUGUUGGAGAGGACUUGCUCCAGAAAUAUGACUUACAUCCUGAUGAUGCUAUUAUGGCCGAGGAAAAGCACAUGCCCUUGUAUAAGGAGCUUGUAGACAAAUACAGUGCAGAGUUCAUUGCCGGUGGCAGCGUACAGAACACACUCAGGGUGGCCCAAUGGAUCCUGAAGAAGCCAAACCUCUGUACAUAUUUUGGCUGCGUCGGUAACGAUGAUUUCGCUAAAAUUCUACGAGAGAGAGCUAUCGCAGACGGCGUGAAUGUCCAGUACCAGAUAAGUGAUACGGCGCCAACUGGCACCUGUGCUGUGCUGAUCACUGGAACGCACAGGUCCCUGUGCGCCAACCUGGCUGCGGCCCAGUGCUUCACACAGGACCAUCUGGCGAAGGACGAGUGUAAACGAAGCAUAGAGACCGCCAAGUUCUUUUAUACCUCUGGUUUCUUCGUGGCGGUAUCCCCGGAGUCGAUCAUGCAGCUGGCGAGCCACUCGCACGAGCGCGGGCUGACAUUCGUGAUGAACGUGUCGGCGCCGUUCGUGUCUCAGUUCUACAAGGAUCCCCUGGAAAAGAUCCUUCCCUACGUCGACGUGCUGUUCGGCAAUGAAUCGGAGGCAGAAGCGUUUGCCAAAGCAUUUAACUUUACAGACACAAACUUGCAAGAUAUCGGGUUGAAGAUAGCUGCCAUGCCCAAACUGAACAGCUCCAGGGAGAGAGUUGUGGUCAUAACCCAGGGUAAAGACCCUGUCAUACUCAUCCAGGGUACGAAGGUGUCCUUGAUCCCUGUUCAAGAGCUGUCCAGGGAACAAAUUGUGGACACCAACGGAGCGGGCGACGCCUUUACUGGCGGAUUCCUCAGCCAAAUGGUACUAGGCAAGUCGUAUGAAACCUGUGUGAAAUGCGGUAUCUACACAGCUAGUCAUAUUAUUCAACACUCCGGCUGUACGUUCAGUGGUGAAAGUGUUUUUAGUGAAUAGUUUUAAGUGGGACGGUGAUAGAAAUAUUCUUAAUGUUGUUUAAGCUCAGUUUCCAUAGUUGUGUUUUUCUUUAAUUAAACAAUCUACCUGCAAUUGUUAAUGUAAUAAAACACAGCCUUUUUGCACUAUUUCUACUUAAACAUUAAUUUUUAAUAAAAUGCUGGUUCCUCUACGCUUCAUCGUCAUGAGGCAUUGAAAAUGGUUAUG
Aricia agestis (brown argus) is the source of this 1404-nucleotide messenger RNA. RefSeq names its product adenosine kinase (gene Adk2). NCBI's taxonomy places the organism in Eukaryota, Metazoa, Arthropoda, Insecta, Lepidoptera, Lycaenidae. The coding region runs from base 154 to 1197 and encodes 347 amino acids. Gene Ontology annotation, cellular component: cytosol; nucleus. The record is from RefSeq and is a predicted model, not a curated record. Gene Ontology annotation, biological process: purine ribonucleoside salvage. Gene Ontology annotation, molecular function: adenosine kinase activity. The transcript has 6 exons.